This is a messenger RNA of Linum trigynum, 2500 nucleotides long. NCBI's taxonomy places the organism in Eukaryota, Viridiplantae, Streptophyta, Magnoliopsida, Malpighiales, Linaceae. The record is from the annotation of a GenBank genome assembly.
UCAAUUCACCCUAAAACCCUAAACAUGUUAAUUGACAAUUGUAACUCAAGAGAGUGAAGCCCAAAGUUACGACUUACGAUCCGCGAGUCUUCCCCAACAGCGGCCUGCUACUCGCAGUGGAGGAAAAGAAUAAGUUCGGCCCAGCGUCUGAACUCGUUCCAUCAACUCGCGAACCAUCCCCUGUGAGAAAGGCCUGUCACCCGAUUCCGUGACUCGGCAUCGAAGAAAGGUAUCUGCCGCGCUCAGUUUGGAGCUCUGGAAUCGUAGAUUGUUUGUUUGCUAGAGGUCUUGAUUCCUUUGCCGGCGCUGAGAAUGAAGUUUCUAGAUUGGUAUGUGAAGAUAGCCGCCGGUUCUGCUCUAAUCGGAGCUUCCAUGGAGUUCUUCAUGAUCAAGACGGGCUUCUACGAUAAGGUGACGGUUCUGGAGUCCGAGAAACGUGCUUGGGAGAAUACUCCUGAAGCUCAAGCGAUGAGAGACGCUUUGAAUCCAUGGAGAAACCAUGAGAAGCAGUCAGAAAAGACUUCCUGAUGGUCUUCGAAUCAACCUUAGCCCAAAGUGGAGCGACAUCCAGACGGACUACUUCAGUCUUGCAUACUGAUCACUGAGUAGCUCUCUCACUUGUUCUCAUCAUGUUGCUGCUGCUUGCAGCGUUUGUUUGUUUUUUCUUUCCCCUACUUUUGGAUGCUAUAGCUAUCAUGGUACACAGGGGAAACAGCAAUUUACCCAAUUUGAAUUCGGUAGACAUAUAUAGCUCCUCUGUCUUAGGUUGCACUUCAAUUAGUUAUCUAUCUACCAUCAUGAGAGGCCACCAUGUGCAUCUGUUCUCUGCUUGAGAAUCCAAUUGCUAAGUUUGAUUGUUCUUUGAUGUUUCAAAUGUAAACGAUUACUUCGGAUGAUGAAGCCAUGGAUAUUCAAUGGAUUCCCAGUAGAAUUCUUAGAGUGACAUUUCAGUAUUCUCAUUUCGAUGUGAUUGUGGAUGCAUGACUCUUUGUGAAUGAUAUAGACAUGACGAUAUUAAAGGAGGGGUUUGGAAUUAAGAUUCAUGAACUUGUUUGUUGUAGCUUCUGUCGAUUGGUGCAGGACAUGAAUUAGAGCUUAUCGGGAUUGCUUAUAGGAGGUUUAUUGUACCAAAUAUUUGAGUUGAUGAAUGUAUUGUUUAAGGAUGCGUCGGUAGAACCCUUCUUUCAUUUUUGGCUUAUGCUUUCUGUCAACUCUUGUUCCUUUUAUUACAACGGACAUCCUUCUCCUUCCUCAUGCUGGUAUCUUUUUUCUUGUGAAUGAAGGAAGGUUCGUCAAUUAGCAGUCGUGGAAUCUUUUGGUUAUCUAUUAUUUACUAGUGUGGCCCGACCAUUGGCUAAAGAGGUGUAUAGUUUAUUAUUGUAUAGUUUUUUUUGGGAAACACGUGAUAAAAAUAGUGAAUUUUAGUAUGAAAGAGACAUGAAUGAUACAACGAAUCAAAAAUCAGUCUUAUGAACCAAAAUCAAGUACCUGUUACCUUGUAAAACAAUAUUGUUUCUGGUAAUAUGAUGAGGUGGAGUAAGUUUUAUAGAAACCAAAUUCCAGAAAAUCGAAUAAAAAAUCUUCCAUCCCGCCGGUUUUCGGGAAAAGAACAUCUCACAAUCGUUGCUAGCUUUUACACGGCCCGUUGGCCGAUUAAUUUGCUUUAUAAAACUUUCAGGGCUUUCUGGUUUUUUGCCAAGCCAUGAUAAAAUCUAAAGAAAUCAAGAAUGAACAACACGAUUUGGAUAGGAACCACCAUUCCUGUAUCCCUAGAAAAUGGUGGUAAACACGGACUCACCUGCCAAACUGGUUUGGAUUGAGAUUUUUAUCGGGUAUCAGGGAACCAUGUGAUUAUAAAUUAGACCUGAUCAAAAUGGGUCAAAACUUGAAUUUCAGCUUGUUUGACCGACCCAUGCUAAACUCUAAUUAUUAUUUACUUUUAAACUUUCUAUUUGAAAAUAAAAAAUAAUGAAAGAAAAGAGAUGACUGCAAUUCGCCAUUUGCACAUCACUGAUUCGGGAAUAAAACUAUAGAAUUUCGAAAGGAAACUAAAAAUGUUUAGGAUCAUUUUAAUGUUAAAAAUAACCAAAUAGAUCUUUCUGAUUAGUUUUUUUACUAACAAAUACCAAACGAUUCCCUAUAAUAUACACUAUAAUUUAAUCAUUAUGAUAUCAAAUAAUUACAUAAUAUAUAUUUGAAAUGAUAAAAAUUGAACUAAUUGGGUUGGUCGAGGUUGAACCAUUGAAUAACUUUAAAAUACAUUAUAUUUUAGUAAUUAAGAUAUAAAAUAAUAGCAUAAUAUAUAUUAUGCUAGAGAAAUAGCUUGUUUUAGAAUGGCAAACCCAUUCAACUCUUUUAUUUUAUGAUUAGCGAUUAGCCCAUUAGAAUCCAUGCAUUAGUUUAUUGUUAUUAUUUUUUCUUUUUAGCAAUAAAAAGGAGUAUUGUUUUUGCCUUUCAUAUAUAUUUUACCACCACGGAGAAAUAAAAGGACUUAAAGACA